CUCUAGACUCGGAUACCCAAUCCCAAACGACGUCAAGUUACAGAGAAUCUUCAACCAGCGUUAGUUCAAGACAUUCCUCUUUUAAAGAAAAAAGAAAACCUAGGUGCAAUAUCAGAACAAAUCCUGGAUAUGAUGACCGGUACUCAUCGUGUAAAUCCAUCAAUGAGUACGAAGGAAGUACAAAGUCUUUAAAGAGAUGUGAUUGCAGAAAGUCGACUUCUGAUCUAACCGACAUGACAGACGAGGUUGCCAACACCAUGACAACGUCACUUAGUAGGCCCAGCUCUCCAAGACGAAAAGGUUCAGUUAAAGGAGGUCUAGCUUAUCUGGCUUCCAGAAGAAGUUCUCGAGACUCUAUCGCUUCCAAUAUGUCAAACGUAUCUAACGAGGACAUAGGACCUUUAAAUUUUCAAAAUACUGUUCGUGGUCGUCAAAGGAGAACUUCCAAUUUUUUGGAACUACCUGUUCCAGAUCAUAUCAGGCCAAGAGUAUGUUCGUUACCAGAGAAACCCUACAACCCACGACUUAGUGACGACCUGUACCGUUUGCGGACAUUCAGUAUAACUAACAAGGGAGGAGUUGUGAACUGUGGGGAUUCCAUCAUUAACAGAAGGUCCAGGUCAAAUACUAGUGUCAAUUCUACCGCCAGUAGAGCAAGUAACGUUUCUGGUGAAAGGUCGCCAUUUGAUGGAUCAUGCUGCGGUUCAGGAUACCAUACGGUCGAUUCGACUCCCUUGGGAUCGCCGGAGGAGGUCGAAGUUCCCAAAUACAGGGUUGUUAUGCUUGGAGACGCCGGUGUGGGGAAAACGGCUCUUGUAUCGCAGUUCAUGACAUCGGAAUACAUGAAUACCUACGACGCUAGUUUGGACGAUGAAUUUGGAGAGAGAACUGUUUCAAUUUUGCUUGACGGGGAAGAAUCUGAAAUGAUAUUUAUUGACCAUCCAUCAUCAGAAAUGUCGGUAGAAAAUUCACUAAGUACAUAUGAACCUCAUGCGUGCGUAAUGGUGUAUUCGGUAGUAUCCAGAUCUAGUUUUCAACAUGCAGAAGAAACACUUAAUUAUCUUUGGAGAGAAGGAUACACUCAAGAAAAAAGUGUGAUUGUGGUGGGAAACAAGGCAGAUCUAGCUAGAGCAAGGGUUAUUCCUCCUAACGAGGGGAAAGCACUUGCGGUGGCAAGAGAUUGCAAGUUUAUAGAGACAUCUAGCGGAAUUCAGCACAAUGUCGACGAACUUUUGGUAGGCAUUCUAAAACAGAUUCGGUUAAGGGAAUCCCGAGAAAAGAAGAAAGCCACAUUAAAAAAGGAUAACAGUAAAAUACACGGUUCUAAAACAAGUCUGAGCUUAAACAUUGCAAGAGAGAUUUUGCAAAAAAUAUGUUUAAACGACAUCAGCAAAUCAAAAUCCUGUGAAAAUUUACACGUUUUGUAA
Molecule: messenger RNA, 1427 nt
Organism: Diabrotica balteata
Lineage: Eukaryota; Metazoa; Arthropoda; Insecta; Coleoptera; Chrysomelidae
Source: the annotation of a GenBank genome assembly